AUGAGCGCGGGCGGCGGCGCGGCGCCGGCGGCGCGGGCCCGGGAGGGCAGCCCCGGGGCGGGCGGCUUCGCCCCGUCGGCGCUGGGGACCCGCGAGCAUUGGGAUGCUGUGUAUGAGCGGGAACUGCACACUUUCCAAGAAUAUGGAGACACGGGAGAAGUCUGGUUUGGGGAGGAGAGUAUGAAUCGACUCAUAAGGUGGAUGCAAAAACACAAGAUCCCAAUGGAUGCUUCGGUGCUUGAUAUUGGAACCGGAAAUGGUGCUCUCCUGGUUGAACUUGCAAAGCUCGGUUUCUCUAACAUUACUGGCAUUGAUUACUCACCUUCUGCGAUACAGCUUUCCAGAAGUAUUAUAGAGAAAGAAGGGUUAUCUAACAUUACGUUGAAGGUGGAGGACUUCCUGCAUCUCCCCGCAGAGCUGUCUGGCUUCCACGUCUGCGUGGACAAAGGCACCUUGGAUGCCAUAAGCCUGAGUCCUGACGGUGCCGCCGAGAAGAGGAGGCAGUACGUGAGCUCUCUCUGCAGGGUGCUGCGACCGGAAGGCUUCUUUCUGAUCACCUCCUGCAACUGGACCGCGGAGGAGCUGCGGAACGAGUUCCGGGAAGGAUUUGAACUUUUCGAAGUGUUGCCAACACCCAAGUUCAGCUUUGGAGGCCGGUCUGGAAACACUGUGGCUGCAUUGGUUUUCCAAAAAACGUGA
Molecule: messenger RNA, 699 nt
Organism: Pipistrellus nathusii (Nathusius's pipistrelle)
Lineage: Eukaryota; Metazoa; Chordata; Mammalia; Chiroptera; Vespertilionidae
Source: the annotation of a GenBank genome assembly